AUGAUUAGAUUUGGCUUAGUAUUAGUAGCAACAGGGUUAAUAAUUAAAGGUACUGUAAGAGCUUAUAGAGAAUUAAAAUUGAUGUCAAGAGCAGCACAAAAUUAAUACAAUUAUUAAAAUUAAAAAGAUCUAUUUAAAUUUGAAAAAGGAGUGGGUUUUUAAAAUCCAAUGACUCGAGAAGAAGCUGAGCAUAUUUUUGGAAUAUAUUCUCCUUCAUCUUUAGCAAACUUAGAAGAGAUAAACAAAAGGCAUCGCCAGUUAAUGAAAAUAAACCAUCCAGAUUAAAGGGGAAGUCAAUAUAUAGCUUAAAAAAUAAAUGAAGCGAAAGACCUACUAUCAAAAUGA
This is a messenger RNA of Tetrahymena thermophila SB210, 345 nucleotides long. Its product is annotated as import inner membrane translocase subunit TIM14. NCBI's taxonomy places the organism in Eukaryota, Ciliophora, Oligohymenophorea, Hymenostomatida, Tetrahymenidae. The transcript is spliced from 3 exons. Gene Ontology annotation, biological process: protein import into mitochondrial matrix. Gene Ontology annotation, molecular function: ATPase activator activity. The record is from RefSeq and is a predicted model, not a curated record. Gene Ontology annotation, cellular component: PAM complex, Tim23 associated import motor.